AUGAUUUUCCUCUGGGCACUGGCAUUUGUUCUAGUCCUGCAGGAGCAGGAUCCUUUAGCUGCUGCAGAUCCUGCCAGUGUGGCACCUGGAAGUUUGGAAGGAGGAAGCUGGUGUAAUGAACAUAUGCUACAUGAACGCUUAGAUAUCAUUGAAGAGAAGGUAAUAAAAACAGUGGAGCACCUAGAAUCAGAAGUCAAAUCGCUCCUCAACAUCAUCAGUGAGACAACAUUGAAUAUCCCCACUGUUCCAGGAACUCCACUUACAGACAUUUUUGAUGUUGGCUGUAUGGAUCUGGUCACCGUGACUGAUAAUGUUCUCACCAACUCUGGUGUCCAGUAA
Molecule: messenger RNA, 339 nt
Organism: Cinclus cinclus
Lineage: Eukaryota; Metazoa; Chordata; Aves; Passeriformes; Cinclidae
Gene: PLAC9
Product: placenta associated 9
Exons: 4
Coding region: 1-339 (112 amino acids)
Source: RefSeq, a predicted model, not a curated record